CCCUAUGGAUGGGAGAUGACGGCAAACCGGGAUGGACGAGACUGCUUCAUCAAUCACAUGACACAGGCAAUCCCAUUUGAUGACCCUCGGUUGGAGAGCUGCCAGAUCAUCCCUCCGGCUCCUCGGAGGGUGGAGAUGAGGAGGGACCCUGUGCUGGGGUUUGGUUUCGUGGCAGGGAGUGAAAAGCCAGUGGUCGUCCGCUCAGUAACACCAGGUGGCCCCUCCGAAGGCAAGCUGAUCCCGGGAGAUCAGAUCGUAAUGAUCAACGAUGAGCCGGUUAGUGCUGCGCCGAGGGAACGGGUCAUCGACCUGGUCAGAAGCUGCAAAGAAUCGAUACUCCUCGCUGUCAUUCAGCCUUACCCUUCUCCCAAAUCAGCAUUUAUUAGUGCUGCAAAAAAGGCAAGGUUAAAGUCCAAUCCAGUCAAAGUGCGAUUCUCCGAGGAGGUCAUCAUCAACGGCCAAGUGUCGGAAACUGUUAAGGAUAAUUCACUUCUUUUUAUGCCAAACGUCCUGAAAGUCUAUCUGGAAAAUGGGCAGACCAAAUCGUUUCGCUUUGACUGCACCACCUCCAUAAAGGAUGUCAUCCUAACCCUUCAAGAGAAACUCUCCAUCAAAGGCAUCGAACACUUCUCCCUCAUGCUGGAGCAGAGGAUGGAGGGGGCCGGAACGAAGCUGCUCUUGCUUCAUGAACAGGAGACCCUAACUCAGGUGACCCAGAGGCCCAGCUCGCAUAAGAUGAGAUGUCUUUUCCGAAUUAGCUUCGUCCCAAAGGAUCCAAUUGACCUUUUAAGGCGAGAUCCAGUUGCUUUCGAGUAUCUGUAUGUUCAGAGUUGUAACGACGUCGUUCAGGAGCGGUUUGGGCCGGAGCUGAAAUACGACAUCGCCCUGCGGCUGGCGGCGUUGCAAAUGUACAUCGCAACCGUGACCACCAAGCAAACGCAGAAAAUCUCCCUCAAGUACAUCGAAAAAGAAUGGGGAUUAGAGACUUUUCUUCCCUCUGCUGUGCUGCAAAGCAUGAAAGAGAAGAACAUAAAGAAAGCACUUUCACACCUUGUCAAAGCAAAUCAAAACUUGGUACCACCCGGUAAAAAGCUCUCCGCACUGCAAGCCAAGGUCCAUUAUCUCAAGUUCCUCAGUGACCUUCGACUGUAUGGGGGCCGUGUGUUCAAGGCAACAUUAGUGCAGGCAGAAAAGCGCUCAGAAGUGACCCUCCUGGUGGGGCCCCGCUACGGCAUAAGCCAUGUGAUAAACACCAAAACCAAUCUGGUGGCUCUUUUAGCCGACUUCAGCCAUGUCAAUAGGAUUGAGAUGUUUACUGAAGAGGAGAGCUUGGUGAGGGUGGAGCUCCAUGUGCUGGAUGUGAAGCCCAUCACGCUCUUGAUGGAAUCUUCCGAUGCCAUGAACCUGGCCUGCUUAACGGCUGGAUACUACCGGCUGCUCGUGGAUUCCAGGAGGUCGAUAUUUAACAUGGCCAACAAGAAAAGCGCAGGGACCCAGGAGACAGGAACUGAAAAUAAAGGAAAGCAUAACCUCCUUGGCCCAGAUUGGAACUGUAUACCCCAAGUGGCCACAUUCAUUGGCGAAGGGGAGCAAGAGGCGCAGAUAACAUAUAUAGAUGCAAAGCAGAAGGCAGUUGAGAUUCCAGAUGGCACCUUGUGUCCAAAAGACCACCACCGGCACCUGUAUAUGGACAACGCCUAUAACUCAGACGAACUCAGCCAGCAGCUGGCCCAGCCGGGAGAUGCUUCGUGCAAGGCAGACUACAGAAGUCUAGCUCAGCGGUCCCUGUUGACUCUCUCAGGACCAGAAGCUCUAAAGAAAGCACAGGAGCCUCCAAGAGGAGCUAAAGUGUCCUUUAUUUUUGGAGACCUCGCCUUGGAUGAUGGCAUCACUGCCCCGACUCUCGGCUAUGAAAGACUACUGGACCAGAGUCCGGAACUGCUGGAGAAGCAGAGGAAUCUCUACAUCAGUGGUGCCAACGACACGAAGAGCCUGGAUCUCACUCCAGACGCAGAGGGCAUCCAGUUCGUGGCCAAUUCUGUGUAUGCAAACAUAGGCGACGUGAAGAACUUCGAGGCCGCCCAGGGCAUAGAGGAGCCCCUCUUGCACGACAUCUGUUACGCAGAGAACACCGAUGACGCGGAGGACGAGGACGACGCGAGCUGUGAGGAGGACCUCGUGGUGGGAGAGAUGAACCAGCCGGCCAUCCUCAACCUGUCUGGGUCAAGCGAUGACAUCAUUGACCUCACGUCCCUGCCCCCGCCCGAAGGGGACGGCCACGAGGAUGACUUCCUGUUGCGCUCCUUGAACAUGGCUAUCGCCGCGCCUCCACCUGGCUUCAGAGAUAGUUCCGACGAGGAGGACUCUCAGAGCCAGGCCGCUUCCUUCCUAGAGGGCAAGGAGGCAGGCGGCCCCCUGCAGAACGACGAGAUCCCCGUGUCCCUUAUCGACACUGUGCCGACCAGCGCCGAGGGCAAGUGUGAGAAGGGCCUGGAUAACGCCGUCGUUUCCACGCUGGACACUCUAGAAGCUCUGUCCGUGUCAGAAGAUCAGCAGACCAGUGACAAUUCAGGUGUAGCCAUCUUGCGGGCCUAUAGUCCCGAGUCCUCGUCAGACUCGGGCAAUGAAACUAACUCUUCUGAAAUGACGGAGAGUUCUGAACUGGCCACGGCCCAGAAGCAGUCAGAAAACCUCUCCCGCAUGUUCUUGGCCACUCACGAAGGCUACCACCCCCUUGCGGAAGAGCAGACAGAGUUCCCCACCUCCAAAAGCCCAGCUGGGGCCUUGCCUCCAAAGGCCUCCCACGCCCUCACUGCCCGCCCAGGGAGCGACCCCCCGCCCAAACUUGUGCCUUCCAAGCAGAUCCUUCACUCGGACCACAUGGAGAUGGAGCCCGAAACCAUGGAGACUAAGUCAGUCACUGACUACUUCGGCAAACUGCACAUCGGGCCCAUGGCAUAUUCCUGCACCAGCAAAAGGAAAAGCCAGCCGGCCGAUGGGGAGGGGAGAGCACCCCAUAAUGGGAGCACGCCAGGGAAAAAACAGCAGGGGACCAAAACGGCAGAGGUGGAGGAGGACGCCAAAGGUAAAUUUGCUAGUGUGUCUUCAAGGGACAGUCAACACCUGAGCACUUUGAACCUGGAGAGAACUGCCUUUCGCAAGGACAGCCAAAGAUGGUAUGUGGCCGCUGAGGGGCCUAUGGCUGAAAAGAGUGGAUUGGAAGCAGCAGCAGGGAUAGCCUUUCCCAGAGCUUUGGCUGUGGGAACCGCGGAGAGCGAGGGGAAGGAUGAUGGAGCUCCUGAUGGAGAAGCCAUCGAGGUCUCAGGACUUGGCCAGCGGGACCACUUCUUAACAGAGGUGAGCUGUGUGUCUUCAGCCAAAGACCUAGGUAACCCGGACGAUGCCGACCCGUCCACCUGUGACCGUCCUUCCAAGCUCCCCGAGGCGGAGGAGGGCGUGGGCCGCCUUUGUGACUACCACUUGGCCAAGCGGAUGUCGUCGUUGCAGAGCGAGGGCCAUUUUUCUCUGCAGAGCUCUCAGGGCUCCUCGGUGGACGCAGGCUGCGGCACGGGUAGCAGCACUUGUGCCACCCCGGUGGAGUCCCCGCUCUGUCCCUCCGUGGGGAAGCACCUGACUCCUGAGGCUUCCGGGAAAGGCGUGAGUUACAGUCCUUCGGAGGAGAGAGCCACCGGCCUUCCCAACCACGGAGCCGCCUUUAAGGAAUUACACCCACAGACAGAAGGGAUGUGUCCGCGGAUGACACUGCCUGCCCUGCACACGGCCAUUAAUGCCGAACCCCUGUUUGGCACUUUGAGAGACGGAUGUCAUCGACUCCCCAAGAUUAAGGAAACCACAGCUUUGACAGAGCCUGGGAAGGAGAGACGAGGAGGCAUGCCUUCAGCUUGGUCUCAACAUCCUGAAGCUGACCCCACCCUGCUACCAUCCAACAUUCACUCGGAAUCAAAGGUGCCAAUUCCAAAUCAAGAGCCUAAUGAUUUCUCCCAAGCAAACGAGGCCUACGGGGAGGCUGUGAGCUGGUGGCCACUGGAUCUGAGAGGGGGGAGCCUCAGGACACCCCCCAGCCAGAGGGCUCUGAGACGUAGCAGCAGUAUCCUCUCGGGAUCUGUAAGUUUGGAGACCUUCCGGGAGAGAAGCAAAGGUGCAGUCAGCUUAAAGUGUCCAGGUAUCACAGAAGCACAGGAGGCCAGUUCAGAAAGGCGAGCAGAACUCCCCCUAGGGAGGAAGCUCACCAAAAGUUUUUCCCAAAGCUCGAUGCACUUUAGCUCUGAGGGGAAAGUUCACAAAAGGUCCCCAGCGGCUCACAAAAACUCAAAGCUGUAUAGGACAUUGCCCUUGCGGAAGCUGGAAGGCAGCAACUGGAGAUGCCGGGGACCUUUCAGCUACUGCUUCCUGAACCGAGGGCAGGAUGAAGAUGGUGACGAAGAGGAGGAGGAGGGAGAGGCCACCUUCCAAGUCUCUUGCCUCUUUCGACCACAGAUGACUCAAGCCAUGCCAGACCCAAGCAGCCCACCCCUGGCUGUUGGAAUUCAGAAGCAAAGAGGGGAGCUGUCCAGAGGUUCCGUUCUGAAGGUCUGGGCUGAAGACCUGAGUGGCCCAGAUGACGUGGACUUCAGCAACCUGGCUUUUGAUGCCCGGAUUGCAAGGAUAAAUGCCCUUAAGGAGAGCACAUAUGCAAUGCCCGAUGGGUUCCUCGCAGCCCAAAAUGAUGCCAAUGAGCUGCUCUGCCUUGUGAGGGCAACCAAGGGGAAGAAAGAGGAGUCCCGCCUUGACGCGUAUGACCUAACGCUUUCUCAGUACAAGCAGCUGUUAUCCAUUGAGUCCAGGCAGUUGGGAAGUGCCUGCAGGAAAAUGGCAAUGGCCGAGAAAAGUCCAGAGGAGAUGCUCCUCGCCAUGACUUGCAGCUUUCAAGUGCUCUGUUGCCUAACAGAGGCCUGCAUGCGAUUAGUUAAAGUUGUGAACUCAGAAACACAGCGGCAGGAAAUUGUAGCGAAGAUCGAUGAAGUGGUCAUAAACUACAUCUGUCUCCUGAAAGCUGCCGAGGCAGCCACUGGAAAGACCACUGGGGAUCCCACUGUUGGACUCUCAAUGCGACAUUCAACCACCAUGGCCGCUCUCGUAAGCACACUGACACGUUCUCUCAAGAUGCUUUUAAAUAAAUAA
Kogia breviceps (pygmy sperm whale) is the source of this 5181-nucleotide messenger RNA. RefSeq names its product FERM and PDZ domain containing 4 (gene FRMPD4). Gene Ontology annotation, molecular function: phosphatidylinositol-4,5-bisphosphate binding; protein binding. The record is from RefSeq and is a predicted model, not a curated record. Gene Ontology annotation, cellular component: cytoskeleton; dendritic spine. NCBI's taxonomy places the organism in Eukaryota, Metazoa, Chordata, Mammalia, Artiodactyla, Physeteridae.